Molecule: messenger RNA, 1277 nt
Organism: Ictalurus punctatus (channel catfish)
Lineage: Eukaryota; Metazoa; Chordata; Actinopteri; Siluriformes; Ictaluridae
Gene: rpain
Product: RPA interacting protein
Exons: 7
Coding region: 435-1190 (251 amino acids)
Biological process (GO): protein import into nucleus
Cellular component (GO): nucleus; PML body
Source: RefSeq, a predicted model, not a curated record
AUUCAGAUAUUAAUGAAACACUUAUAAUGGUAAUAAUCAUAAGAAAUAGAUUAAUAUUACUGAGGUCAAUAAGUGUUAAUUAAAUGUAAAAUAAAUCAAUGUGUGUAAUGCAACCAAAGAAAAAAUACAGCCCACAUACUUAGCUUAUUUGGCAGGCACUUUCAUCCAAAGUGAAAAUAACACUGUUGUCAUUUAGUUAUUAUUUAGCAUGUUGAAAAAUAAUAUUAACAAAAUACCCAAAGUACUAGGCCUGGAAAAUACAGCGCGUGUGAACGGACGAGCCUACAAAUCCCAGCUGUCUACAAAUAACUUCCGGGUUUGAACGCUUCAAAGGUUGCUGAUUGGUGGAGCGCGGAGAGCGGAAGUAGCGUUGGUAGGGUUUGUUUAUACGCAAGGCAGCUAGCGGUAAUUGAACAAAUCUGAAUUUGUGAGAUAUGGACGCGUUACAAAGGCAUAGGUCUCUGUAUAAGAGCACAACUCCACCAUGGAAGGAAACAUACAGAAAGCGUUGUGUGGAAAGGUUGAAGAACAGCCGCUCGAGGUUAUUGGAGAAGUACCGUCAGAUGAGAGACCCCACAAAGAGCUCUCUGCUCGUCCAGGAAGUGAUGGAGGUGGAGUGGAGCGCCUUGCAGUCCGCCAACCAAAGACUGCCUUCGUUGUGGAAGAAAGAUGGCGUGAGUGAUAUGUACAGAGACGUGCAGGAACAUGAUGAAUUGGCUGUUCUAGAGGAAAUCCAACAGGAACUCAUAUCUCAAGAGCUUUCGAUCAUUGAGGAAUACCACAAAAGCCAGCAGUAUGAAGAAUUGUACCUCGACUCUAUUGUGGAUGGAAUGGAGGAAGACGGAAAGCUUAUCUGCCCCGUAUGUCAUGCGAAUAACCUGACGGUGAACAGCCAUUUUACAUCAUGUCCAUGUGGCCUUUAUAUCAACACAGUGGUGCUGUGUGGAUUGUGUGUUUUAGGCAAUAACAGGAUUUGUUCACUAGUCGGUAUGUCCGAACCAAUUUCAAUGUUCUUACAGGGAAGAAAUAUAACAGCAGAUGUGCUCCAGCAUCUGCUUGAGUUGAGAGUCACAGAACAUCUGGAAUACUGCCUCCAGAACCCCAUAUUCUCAGUAGCCUCAAGUGUGGAUGGAGGACCCAACCUUAUGAUGAGCUGCAGGGUGUGUGAUUAUCUCACCAUUGUUCUGUGAGUGACUCCGGUACAAGGGCCAUUGUUUGCUUUUUCAGUGUUUUGUAUUUUAUUUCUGUGAAAUAAAGAGACUACUUAUUUAACUUUA